This is a messenger RNA of Ceratitis capitata (Mediterranean fruit fly), 1200 nucleotides long. RefSeq names its product D-beta-hydroxybutyrate dehydrogenase, mitochondrial (gene sro). The record is from RefSeq and is a predicted model, not a curated record. NCBI's taxonomy places the organism in Eukaryota, Metazoa, Arthropoda, Insecta, Diptera, Tephritidae. Gene Ontology annotation, molecular function: oxidoreductase activity. The coding region runs from base 194 to 1180 and encodes 328 amino acids. The transcript is spliced from 4 exons.
AGUGUUGAAGAUCACAAGCGCAGUAGCACAGAAACGAGUUUGGAGUUGGAGUUUGGUGAACAAAAACGGAAAAGUUGCAGAGCAAGCAGUUUAGUGAAGCAAACCAAACGAAAAUUGAAUUUCGAAGCCUAUUUACAUAUGUGGAGAUCUUCUAUAGGGUAGACAAACUUUAAGGUUUUCAAACAAAUCGAAAAUGACUUCACUUUGGUAUACUCUCAUUAAAACAAUCGGUUAUGGCGGUAAAAAACUGAAGAUGACACCGAAAAAUGUUAUACUUAUCACCGGUUGUGAUUCUGGAUUAGGCUAUUCCUUAGCCAUGUACUGCCAUUCCUUAAAUAUGACUGUGAUAUCGGCCUGCCAUAAUGUAAAUUCUGACGGUGCACGCCUACUACGUGAAUUGGACGAUUCUAAACGUAUGCUCACAAUCGAAGUGGAUCUGCUGAAGGUGGAGACAAUCACGCAUGCCUAUCAAUAUCUAACCGAUAUGCUUCACACCAAUAAUGAAUAUCAAUUAACGGCUCUGGUCAAUAACGCUGGUGUUAUGUGUUUUGGUGAAUUCGAAUGGCAAACUGAGGAUCAAUUUGAAAUGCAAAUAAAUGUAAAUGUUUUGGGUACAAUGCGGCUUACUAAGCAGCUGCUGCCGUUGCUGCGACAUCAUCGUGGGCGUAUAAUCAACAUUACCAGUCAUUGCGGUCUGCAGGCUCUUCCUGCUUUAAGUCCAUAUGCUGCUUCGAAAGCAGCUUUACGUUUCUGGAAUGAUUCAUUGCGCAUGGAAAUGAGACAAUAUGGCGUAGAGGUGAUCAAUUUCGUACCGGGCUCAUUUGUUCAAUACAGCAAUAUAUCGGCGAGGCAGCAAGAUCAUGCAAAAGCAAUGUUAGAUGCGUUUAAUGAUGAGCAGCGACAAUUUUACGGCGACUAUUUCAAGCAAUUCAACAAUUAUUUGACAGUCAUUUCGGGAUUCAAGCCACCGAAUCAAUUUUAUGAUACUUCUUUAUUGAGAAAAUUUAAUAAUGCCUUAACUAGUAGUGUUCCUCAAACAAUGUACAUACACGAACCGUGGCGCUAUAAAGUAUACCGCUUUCUAUUCUGCAUAUGCCCUGCAUCCAUAGUGGAUCUUCUAACUGUACGAUUUUGUGCAAUGCCAACAUAUCAGCAAGUUAUGGCUUUAUUGAAACGGUAGAAGAAAAAUUUUUUUUAAUU